AUGGCUCCUGUACGCAAUGAGGUGCCGCCGCACACGAUAGAUCGCACUCCCGAAUAUGAGGAGUUCAUGACGCGACUCCGUGAUUAUCAUAGCAAACGAGGCACUAUACUUGACCCGGAACCCAAAGUUGGCGCAACGCAUCUCGACUUGAUGAAGGUCUUCAACCAUAUCGUGGAAAGUGGUGGCUACGACAAAAUUUCGGAGGAAAAGCUAGCCUGGCGUCGAAUGGCCUCUGAGCUUGGUAUCUACUCCAACAAUGAAGCUUCGACUGCUUUUUCCCUAAAGGAGAAGUUCUACAAAAAUCUUGCUGCCUAUGAAAUCAGCACUGUACACGGAAAGGAACCACCGCCAAAGGACAUUCUGGAGGACGUUACAGCUAAAGGGGCUUCCUUGUUGACACGUACCAGAGAAAAUUAUCGAGGUGCCAAACGGGAGAGUAAUAUUGGUGCUACAGACUCAGCGGCCUCGGGUGACGAUGGUACACCCGUUCGCGAACGGCCCGUUCCAGAUGCUGCUGCCAGUGCGCGAGCAUCAAGAGGGCUUAGAGAAGCACCUCCUCAGCGUGUCAUUUUCCAGCCAGACACCGGCCCUUCACGCACAACCCGACACUCUUCAGCUCACCAUGCGACUACUACCAACUCGCCAGCCGCCAAUCCUCCUCAGACUCCUUCACACCACCCUAACAUGCAUGUACCUCAACAACACCCGCAGCAACAACAGCAACAGAACUACCAGGGAAAUCGAGGGCCCUCGAUACAUCACCACCCCACGAAUACUGAAAACACAUCUACUCUCGUCACUGCCUACCAACCACGGUUUUCCAAACCCCUAACACUUCGUGCGGUCCCAACACCUAGCAAUGCACCAGCCGAGUUCCAGAAGCUUCGUCAACUGCCACGCCUAGAUUCCCGUCAACCAAUGCAACCCGGCACUGGGUUUGAUGGGCCUAAUAUUUACAUGAGGUGCUUGAACGCUCUGCGAUCAAACAUUCCCGCCGAGCAAGCUUUUGCUCUCAACCAUUUAGUUAAGAUAUCAUUUGAGCGAGGCGACAAGUACAAGUUCGAUUCAUUCCCAGGUCUUGCCGAAGGGCUAGUUGAUAAGGCUCUCGAGGUGGGACAGCUGUUCUAUCAUGUCAACUGGACGGUCUCAUGGAACAUUCCUCAUGACUCAAGUGACCCCAGUGUCCUCGAUGGGAACUAUGGAACUCCAGACAUUUUGGAGCGAAUCGACAAUCUUAUCGAAAAGGAUGUGCCUGAUGUCCUCCAAACUGAGGCUUAUGCAGACAACUUGGUGUUGAUAACCGAAGCUGUCUUGACGCUACGCAACAUGGUCACUCUGCCCGAGAAUGCCCACAACAUGUCCGACUUUCCUCCAAUCAAGGACCUCAUCUGCAUUGUCCUUAAUUUGCCUCAGAGGGAUUCGCUUGUGGAGUUGAAGCAUCUCACUCUGGACAUCGCAGAGCAGCUGACGCCAUUCAUGACUCUGGAUUCAGAUGACCCCUUGUACAGAGUCCUACUAGCGCAAAUGGCAUCUGAAGAUCGAGGUACAAUUCUAACAGCCCUCCGAGCGCUGGGCCGCAUUUCGAUGAACCUCGAGGCAACGAACAAGUUGGGCAACGUGCCUGGACCUGUGCUUCAACGACUUGCCAGCUGGCUACUUCUCAAUGACGACGAGUUAAUUGAUGCCUGCCUCGACUUCUUGUAUCAGUACACUGCUGUCGUGCCAAACGUGGACACAUUAAUUCGUUCGUUGACACCAGAGAACCUGGUCGAUCACCUCGCUCGCUUACUUGCUCACGGCGCACGAAAGACACAGCGCGAACUGGUUCUUGUGUCUGAACAAAGAAUCCCUGCUCGCGAUCAAAUUGCACCUAUGCCCGAGGAUCUCCUACAAGAGAUGCUCAAACUGGAAGAACCCGACCGUGUUCACCGAUGGGUCCGCUGCUUUUUCGAAGAGGAUAACAGUUCUUACGUGACGCAGUUGGCUGCAUGGCAAGCGUAUCAGACUGCCUUCGUUGGCCCUCUCAAAAACAUUGGCCAACCGCUGAUCACUCCUGCCGAUUUUAUCAGGAAUAGCACUUCUGUCUACAAAGAUUCGAACGCGCAGGUUCUCAGGGAUCCAGGCGACCCGCAACAGAAGUUCAUCAUCCAUGGCAUCCGUGCCAGGCCCAAGCCUCUCGGUAUAGACGGCAAAGAGUACGGACGGUGUCUGUGGGCCUCGAAUCCCGACAAUAUGCUUGAGAAAUGCGGUCAUUUCUACAUCCAGGCCGAAAAGAUGUGGGAGCACAUUCUCACAGAUCAUCUUCACGAAAAGCGCAAUGAAGAGGGGCAGUUUGACAAUGUUGAGAAGGAGUUCACCUGCACAUGGGACCAAUGCUCUCGUUUCCAGAAGCCCACCAAGCUGCGCCUCCAGGAAUUCUCUCGACACAUCAACACACACGUCUCUUUGGCGCUGCCCAGUGAGGCACAUAGUCGAAAGUCUGAACGGUCCUGGAUCAUUCCAGCCAAGACCAUGACUGUGGCCUUUGAGGAAACAAUGACAGCACGCGACGAGCGGAACCCAAAUCUCCCACCCCAGGCCGCCGGUAUCCCCCUCAGCGCUGCGCUGGUGCUGCGGAACAUUGCGCGGAACGUGGUGAAGACUGAGGCAGAAGAAGAGAUGCUCAAAGGGCAGGCGGAAACGGGCGAAAGUGGAGGCUGGAACGAGAUUCUUUUCAGACCGCUAAUGCCGCGCUUGUUUGAGAUUCUUACGGAAAACAGAGCCAUGAGUCCUUAUAUCUCAUCAUUGCUUGAUCUGAUUCACGUUCAUAACGAGAAUCGGGGACAAUGA
Molecule: messenger RNA, 2829 nt
Organism: Fusarium pseudograminearum CS3096
Lineage: Eukaryota; Fungi; Ascomycota; Sordariomycetes; Hypocreales; Nectriaceae
Exons: 3
Coding region: 1-2829 (942 amino acids)
Biological process (GO): regulation of DNA-templated transcription
Molecular function (GO): DNA binding
Source: RefSeq, a predicted model, not a curated record